AUGGCUUUUAACAUAAGCUCCAUAAAAACAUCAUCGAAUGGAGCAUGGCAAGGUGAUAAUCCACUCAAUUUCGCCUUCCCUUUGCUAAUAGUUCAAACCACUUUAAUACUUGUUCUUAGCCGAUUCCUCGCUUUUCUUCUCAAACCCCUCCGCCAACCCAAAGUCAUUGCUGAAAUUGUUGGAGGGAUUCUUCUUGGACCGUCUGCUUUUGGUCGGAACAAAGGUUACAUGCUCCGAAUAUUUCCGGCUUGGAGUAUGCCGGGGCUUGAAACGGUGGCCAGCAUUGGUCUCCUUUUCUUCCUUUUCCUCGUCGGACUCGAGCUCGAUUUAAACUCUAUUCGUCGAAGCGGCAGUAAGGCGUUUGGAAUAGCGUUUUGCGGUAUCUCCCUGCCUUUCAUCUGCGGCAUUGGCGUAGCGUUUGUCCUCAGGAAAACCGUCGACGGCGCCGAUAAAGUCGGGUACGGUCAGUUCCUAGUCUUCAUGGGAGUGGCACUCUCCAUCACCGCUUUCCCCGUCCUGGCACGAAUCUUAGCCGAGCUCAAACUGUUAACCACCCAAGUGGGGGAAGUCGCCAUGGCCUCAGCCGCAUUCAACGACGUCGCCGCCUGGAUUUUACUAGCACUCGCCGUCGCACUCGCCGGAAAUGACUCCGGUCAACCAAAAAGCCCCUUGAUAUCAAUCUGGGUCCUUCUGUCCGGCGUCGCUUUCGUCAUUUUCAUGCUGGUAUUAAUCCGACCCGCCAUGAAAUGGGUGGCUCACCGUUGCUCCCCGGAGCGAGACGUCAUCGACGAGGCCUAUAUUUGCUUAACUUUAGCCGGUGUAAUGGUGUCCGGUUUCAUGACCGACCUUAUCGGAAUCCAUGCAAUCUUCGGUGCUUUCAUCUUUGGAUUAACGAUACCCAAAGAAGGGGAUUUUGCUGAGAAGUUGAUAGAGAGGAUCGAAGAUUUCGUGUCGGGAUUGCUUCUUCCGCUUUACUUCGCGUCCAGUGGGUUGAAAACCGAUGUGGCGAAAAUCAAAGGCGGGAAAGCUUGGGGACUGUUGGCGCUGGUAAUAUCGACGGCGUGCGCAGGCAAGAUUAUAGGGACGUUUGCGGUGGCGUUGAUGUUCAGAAUGGGUUUCAAAGAGUCGUUGGUGCUUGGUGUUUUAAUGAACACUAAAGGAUUGGUUGAACUUAUUGUUCUCAACAUUGGCAAGGAGAAAAAGGUGCUCAACGAUGAGAUUUUUGCUAUAUUGGUUCUCAUGGCACUCUUCACUACCUUCAUCACAACCCCAACCGUUAUGGCCAUCUACAAGCCGGCCCGAGGUUCCUCCGCCCUUGCUCGCCGAAAACUCCGCGACUUGACCAACACUGACGAGUCGAAAGACCAGCUUAGGAUCCUGGCCUGCCUCCAUGGCACCGGUAAUGUACCUUCAAUCAUCAACCUAAUAGAGUCAACAAGAAGCACCAAGAAAUCCCAACUUAAGCUUUUUAUAAUGCACCUCGUGGAACUGACCGAACGCUCUUCAUCAAUCAUAAUGGUCCAUCGGGCUCGAAAAAAUGGGCUUCCAUUCAUUAACAGGAUCCGUAAAGGAGGCUGGCAAGACCGAGUCACCGGAGCUUUCCAAGCCUAUAGUCAAUUGGGCCAAGUCUUGGUUUGGCCCAGCACAGCCAUCUCCACAUUAUCCACCAUCCAUGAGGAUAUUUGCCAUAUGGCAGAGACCAAAAGGGUGACGAUGAUCAUCUUACCAUUCCACAAACAAUGGAGGGGAGAGGGUGACCAUCAAACAAUAGACAAUGUAGGUCAUGGCUGGAGAUUGGUUAACCAACGGGUGCUAAAAAGUCCACCAUGUUCUGUGGCGGUGCUCGUGGACCGAGGGUUUGAUAAGGGAGCCCAAAGGGUCUGCAUAUUGUUCUUCGGCGGACAGGAUGAUCGGGAGGCUUUGGAGUUGGGCGGUAGAAUGGCUGAACACCCUGCAGUCAAAGUUGACGUUGUGCGGUUCGUUGAGACGGAAGAAAUACAAAGAGAUGGCCUGAUUUUUAGGCCAUCAGCCAGCAAGAGCACUGAAAAGAAUUACAGCUUCUCCACUGCCUCUAUCACCACUGAAAAAGAAAAGGAAUCGGAUGACGCUGUAGUGGCAGAAUUUAGAAGCAAGUGGGAUGGUACGGUGGAGUAUGUAGAAAAGACAGGUAGCAACGUUGUUGAACAAGUGUUGGGAUUGGGACAAAGUGGGGAAUAUGAUCUUAUAGUGGUCGGAAAAGGAAGGUUCCCGUCGCCUACGGUGGCGAAAUUGGCGGACCGGCAAGCCGAGCAUGCUGAAUUAGGCCCUGUUGGGGACUUGUUAGCCUCGUCUAAUCGCCAUGUGCUGUCAUCGGUGUUGGUAAUGCAACAGCACAAUACGAGUCAAGUGGAGGAAAUGCCGGUCACAAAAGUGGAUCAAAAUGAUAAUGAUGGAGUUGCAGGGAUGGGAGAGAUAUCAAAGGAGGUGUAAUUAUACAAUUACUAGGCAGUUAGAAA
Molecule: messenger RNA, 2495 nt
Organism: Hibiscus syriacus
Lineage: Eukaryota; Viridiplantae; Streptophyta; Magnoliopsida; Malvales; Malvaceae
Product: cation/H(+) antiporter 20-like
Exons: 3
Coding region: 1-2469 (822 amino acids)
Biological process (GO): proton transmembrane transport; regulation of pH
Cellular component (GO): membrane; endomembrane system
Molecular function (GO): antiporter activity
Source: RefSeq, a predicted model, not a curated record